AUGCGAUUACUUUGGUGUAUUUAUAUAGAAGAGAGAGAAACACGGUUAUGUAAUCUUCGAAUACCAAACAGACCGUUGGCCAUCAUUUUUGCUUUCUUCCAGUUGUUUGUUGCUUCUUCUUCCUUAUUCCAGCAUAUUUUUUCUAUUUAUAUGCAUCGCCAUGUGUUUUUGUGUCGCUCAAACAUCACCUUCGAUGCACCUUUUGAGGAUCAAAUACUAGCUCACGAUGUUAUUAUUUUCGACUUUGGAUUAAUGCGCAGAGUUUUGGGUACUCAGGAAUGUGUUGCCAACUACUUAGAUGGUGGCUAUAUGCGAUUUGCUUGGACCAUCGAACACAGUUCAGCCUUAAGUCUCAGCAUUCUAGCGUUAUUUUGCAUCCCGAAACCUUUAUGGCUUUAUUGGCCAGGUCUCUUAAUGCAAUCUUCUUAUUCCCUGGGGCUAUCUGUGCUGACCAUGGCUAUCGCACCUAAAAUGCUUGAAGCUAUGGGAGGAAGAGUGGAUGUCGAGUUGGCUAUCCAAAUGGGCGUUUACAUCUUCGGAUUCACUUUUAAUUGGAUAUUUACCUUCAUAUUAUGGCACUAUUACUGGCACUUAGAAAGAUUAUACUUACCAUUAUCGUCGACAACGACAACAACACCAAGAAGUGUGCAUUUGUCAAAUUCUCAUACCAAACACACGGCGGUUUUAGUUUGA
Auanema sp. JU1783 is the source of this 693-nucleotide messenger RNA. The record is from the annotation of a GenBank genome assembly. NCBI's taxonomy places the organism in Eukaryota, Metazoa, Nematoda, Chromadorea, Rhabditida, Rhabditidae.